Sphaeroforma arctica JP610 is the source of this 234-nucleotide messenger RNA. RefSeq lists its product as hypothetical. The record is from RefSeq and is a predicted model, not a curated record. The transcript is spliced from 2 exons. Bases 1 to 234 code for a protein of 77 amino acids. NCBI's taxonomy places the organism in Eukaryota, Ichthyosporea, Ichthyophonida.
AUGUAUGCACACGGGUGCUCAACGAUCGUGGCCAAGAAACUCUUAGCCGGAUGGUCCGGGGGCUUUGGCCCAGCGGGUGUAGGUAGGGAUUGGCAGCUGCACGGCCUGAGGGAUGUGCUGAUGUGGGUACUGCCCUCUACCAGUGGACGGGCGGUCAUGACGUGGGAGCAGAGGAUCAGUCCGUUUCGCGAACUCAAGGCGUAUCUGACCGAGAAUACGGCCGAAUGGGUUUAG